Messenger RNA from Saccostrea cuccullata (small rock oyster), 2475 nucleotides. Its product is annotated as E3 ubiquitin ligase TRAF3IP2-like. Bases 570 to 2168 code for a protein of 532 amino acids. The transcript has 5 exons. Gene Ontology annotation, biological process: humoral immune response; positive regulation of canonical NF-kappaB signal transduction. The record is from RefSeq and is a predicted model, not a curated record. Lineage: Eukaryota; Metazoa; Mollusca; Bivalvia; Ostreida; Ostreidae.
UGAAUCGUCACCAAAUCUUACCAUCAGUUUUUAUACAAUUGUAACCUUAGUUUUAUAAACAUAAACAUAUGGAUAUUAAACUAAAAUAUUCAGUAAUGUAAAACCGAAUUUGUAUAUGAUAUUCUCCUUUCUAGACUGACUCGCGUGAUUUUAUCAAAAAGCGGUCACAUAUGUGAACAGGUAGAGAGAGAUAGUGAACAACAAUACCCUAGCCCAGCUCUUUAUCACACAAUACAGGAUCGUUAUGGAGUUUGGAUUAUUUGUUGUGUUAGUAUCCUGGUUUGUUGACAAUCACAGUAAAAGCCAAAACAGAUUCUAGGAUAUUUUGCGGAAGCCAUUUAAUUAAUGGUCAUCAUACCAUUUCUGGGAUAUUGCUGGAUAUUCCCUUCUGGUCUCUACAUAUGCAGUUGGAAACUAUUGUACUGUUGUGAAAAUAAAGAUGUUUAUGUCACGAUUUCGAAGGAUUUUAUGUUAUAAAAAAGAAAAUAGUUUAAAGGACAAGCAGUAUUUUAUUGCUACCUGUUGUUUAUAAAACUUUUAUCAUACUUCUUAGUGUGUUUUAUUACUGUAUGGAUUAUAGUAUGAGAACUGAUUUUCUAAAUAGUGAUCCCGAAGAAGAGGUCAUUUCCUAUACAGAUAUGGCCCGGAAACUUGACGAUUUGCCUCCUUAUCCUUUACAUUACAUACCGUAUAACGCCUUGAAUGAGCUGGCCGAGGUCUUUGAUUCCCCGGCCGUAGAUGGUCAGAGGACUCUGGAAGGACUGGCCGAGGCCAUCUUCACACAGAGUGACUACACAAUCAAAGUGGAUCACAACAAAGUAUCGAUAUUGCGAUCUCGCUGUACUUCUGGAGAGAGUCCAACAGUAAAGUUUAUCCGUGAUCUUGCUAAAUUCAAAAAUGCAGAUCUUCGAAUUUUACAAAGGGCAAUCUGCUCCCUUGAAACCCACGCAGACGACAUAUUGGUGAAGUACUUGGGAGAAAUUGAACGGCGAUAUAAAAUGGAAAAGAUGCAACGAGCUCCGAUUCCCCUGGAUAAUUCGUCACAACAUGAUUGCAAUUGUUAUGAGUGCUCUGACAAUGGAACAUUCGGAGCCAGUUACUUACCUUCAACUGACUGUAACUUUGAAAAUCCGAGACAAAAGCCAAAUUGUAGAAUUCCAGAUUGUGCUCACAGUGAACCAAAACAAUAUAAUUAUCGUCGCAAACAGCCUAAUUAUGCAAAUAGAUUGCGUAUUCCAUCUCAUCAUAAUAAUUUUGAAAGUUACAUAGGAUACCAAGCUAAUUCUAGCGUGAGUGAAAUUCAAAAUGAUGAGGUGAAGACUCCUGUAAUGGAGAAUGAAAGAGAACCCUUUUCAAUGAAUCUGUUUGGCAAUGGCCCGGAACUUUUGCCUCCCGCACACUUUAACCCUAUUCCUCCAAGUGAUUAUGAAGGGGAUGAAAGUGAAAAUGAUGAUAGUACAUUUUUCUCUGAAAAGAAAACUCAAAAUGAAAAUAUUCUGAGGCAAAAAACAAUUGUGCCGACAAGACGUGUCCAAUCAAUGCCCGAGGGUUCAGAACAGGAGAAUACAGAUCCCGAACGGAGACAUUCACAUCCUGUUUUCAGGAAAAAAGGUCGAGGAAAGAAAGAUUGUGAAAGUGAUGGAGACAUUCCUAAUAUUCCUGAUGCCUGUACAUGUUAUAGAAGUCCUGUCAUCAACAUAGGGGCCAGGACUGUCUUUGUAUCUUUGGCAGAUGAUUCUAAACAUCACAUCAAGGAAGUGCUUACUAUGUGUACCAAACUUCAGGAAGCAGGUUUUGAGGUGAAAUGCGAUAUGAUGGAAUCUUUAUUUACAGAACAAAAUAUCAAUGUUAAUGAAUGGCUAGACCAAUGUUUCACAAGAGCGCUCUUUGUGAUUUUUUGCAUAUCUCCCAAAUAUUUCAAACAUAUUCGUAUCGACGAUUUGGCAGAGGCCCAUGCGAGUGACAAUAAGUUUCACACAAGAUACAUCUUUGACAGAGCUCGAAGUGAAUUUAUUCAAAAUAACAGUAUGAACAAACGUUUUCUACCAGUACUUUUCCGCAACUCUGGUGCAAAACUUGAGCAUAUUCCGGAAUUUUUAAGGUCAACCAUAAGGUACGUGUUUCCAGACACUUUUCGACAUUUAACAGGAUUCUUACAAAAGCAGUGACUACGAUUCAUUUGUUGGAACGUUUAACAUAAAUCGUGAAUAAGUUGAACUAUAAUGAGGAAAUAUAUUUAUGAUAACUAUGUAACGGUUACUGCUUGUAUAUUAUCCUCGUCACUCAACAUGUUGUACAUGUAGAUAUGUAAAUACACAUAUUGUACAAUGUAUAAAUAUCCAUUCACGUUAUAUCACCAGUAUUGUUGAUUACUAAGAAAAUAUGUGAGUUAUUCAUGAAAUAUUUUAUGUGUUAAGUUUUAAUGUAAUUAUAUGGAUCUUUGAAGAUAUAAUUGAUUAAAAUUCAAGAAAAAUA